AGCUAGCCGGCGCCGCCCCCUCCUCCCGAUGCGCCGCCGUCCAUACCCACAUCUCCCCAGCGCCUCCCUCCCCUGUACACCAUGAUCCAGCCGCGGCGGAGGCGAAUCAGCAGGGGAGCGAACUCGUGCUCCUACCCAGCUCAACCAAUCGAUUUCUUUCGGGGACUUCGACGCCGAUGGCCCGACCGGCGGCGGCUGCUGCUUUCGACGCGUUCAGGCGUCUCAAGCUUUCCUCUGACGGACGGCCGGACCAGUUCGACCUCGCGGCCGUCCUGUCCGCGUGCGCGAGGCUGGGCGCUCUGGCCUCCGGCACGCAGGUGCAUUGCGACGCGGUGAAGAGGGGGUUCUCCUCAGCCGCAUUCUGCGCGGCGGCGCUGGUGAACAUGUACGCCAGGUGCGCCCGCUUGGGGGACGCCCGCAUGGUGUUCGGCGGAAUCGCUUGCCCGGACGCGGUAUGCUGGACGAGCAUCAUCUCUGGGUACCACCGAGCUGGGAGAUACCAGGAAGCGCUGUCUCUCUUCUCGAGGAUGGUCAAGAUGGGAUCUUCACCGGACCAGGUCACCUGUGUCACAGUCAUUUCCACUCUUGCGAGCUUGCGGAGGCUGGAAGAUGCUACGACAUUGCUCAAGAGGAUGCCGGUGCCAAGCUCGGUUGCUUGGAAUGCUGUCAUCUCCGGUUACGCGCAGCAGAGUGGGAGCCAACAUGCGGUGUUUGGCCUGUAUAAGGAUAUGAGGAGCCAGGGAUUAUGGCCCUCUAGAUCAACUUUUGCGAGCAUGCUCAGCGCAGCAGCCAAUGUGGCGGCUUUCGUCGAAGGCCGACAGUUACAUGCGGCAGCGGUAAGGCAUGGCUUGGAUGCAAAUGUUUUUGUCGGAAGCUCUCUGAUCAACCUUUAUGCGAAAUGCGGCUGCAUCGGUGAGGCGAUGCGCGUGUUUGACUUCUCCACUGAAAAGAACAUUGUCAUGUGGAAUACGAUGCUUAAUGGGCUUGUUCGAAAUGAUCUUCAGGAAGAGGCCAUCCAAAUGUUUCGGUGUAUGUUUAGGCUUGGCCUUGAGGCUGAUGAGUUUACAUUCGUCAGCGUACUUGGUGCGUGCGCCUACAUGGGUUCCCAUUGCUUAGGAAGACAGUUGCACUCUGUGACAAUCAAGAAUUGCAUGGACGCAAGGUUAUUUGUUGCUAAUGCAACAUUAGAUAUGCACUCGAAAUUUGGAGCCAUAGAUGAUGCGAAAACAGUAUUCAAUCUGAUUGCUUACAAGGACAGCGUAUCUUGGAAUGCCCUUAUUGUUGGACUUGCACAUAAUGAAGAGGAGGAAGAAGCAAUCCGUAUGCUCAAACAGAUGAAUCUGGAUGGUGUAACACCAGAUGAGGUUUCUCUUUCUACUGUAAUUAAGGCAUGUUCCAGUAUUGGAGCUAUUGAGACUGGGAAGCAAAUCCAUUGUCUUGCUGUGAAGUAUAAUAUCUGCUCAAAUGACGCGUUUGGUAGCUCUCUGAUUGAUUUGUAUUCAAAACAUGGAGAUAUGGAUUCUUCUAAGAAUGUUUUGGCACAGGUAGGUGCAAGCAGCAUAGUCCCAAUCAAUGCUCUAAUCGCAGGUCUUCUGCAGAACAGUAGAGAAGAUGAAGCUAUACAGUUGUUUCAGCAGGUUCUUAGAGAUGGUUUAAAGCCCUCCAGCUUUACAUAUUCAAGCAUUCUUUCUGGCUGUACUGGACUUCUCAGUUCAAUUGUUGGGAAACAACUGCACUGUUACACAUUGAAAUCUGGUUUUUUGAAUGAUGAUACUUCUCUUGGUGUUUCGCUGGUUGGGAUGUAUUUGAAGUUCAAAAUGCCUGACGAUGCCAACAAACUCUUGAUAGAGAUGCCAGAUCUCAAAAACCUGCUCGAGUGGACAACUAUCAUUUCAGGUUAUGCUCAAAAUGGUUACAGUUAUCAAUCGUUGCUGUCAUUUUGGAGAAUGCGCAGUUAUGAUGUUUAUUCAGAUGAGGCCACAUUUGCAAGUAUUCUAAAAGCUUGUUCUGAGAUGACAGCUCUUAGUGAUGGGAAAGAGAUACAUGGCCUCAUCAUUAAAUCUGGAUUUAGUUCUUAUGAAACUGCAACUAGUGCUCUCAUAGACAUGUACUCCAAGUGUGGGGAUAUCAUUUCAUCCUUUGAAGUCUUCAAACAAUUGAAAAACAAGCAACGUGUCACGUUGUGGAACUCCAUGAUUGUUGGGUUUGCAAAAAAUGGUUAUGCUGAGGAGUCACUUCUGCUUUUUCAGAAGAUGCAGGAGUCACAAAUAAAGCCUGAUGAAAUUACAUUCCUUGGUGUCCUAAUUGCUUGUGCUCAUGCUGGCUUAAUUUCUCAGGGCCGGCAUUACUUUGAUUCUAUGAGCAAAGUCUAUGGAUUAAUGCCUAGAAUAGAUCAUUACACGUGUUUCAUUGAUCUCCUCGGACGAGGUGGUCUUCUUCAUGAGGUUCAAGAAGUUAUAAACCAGUUGCCCUUCAGACCUGAUGGCGUGAUCUGGGCGACAUACCUUGCAGCAUGCCGAAUGCACAAAGAUGAAGAACGGGGGAAAAUUGCAGCAAACAAACUUGUUGAGUUGGAGCCACAAAACUCAUCUACAUAUGUGUUGCUAUCAAACUUGCAUGCUGCAGCUGGUAACUGGAGUGAAGCUAAGAUAGCCAGAGAAGCAAUGCAAGAAAAGGGAGUGACAAAAUUUCCGGGAUGUAGUUGGAUAACAGUAGGAAACAAAACAAGCUUAUUUCUUGUACAGGACAAGAAACACCCCGACUCUCUAAGCAUCUAUGAAAAGCUUGAUGAUCUUACUGGAUUGAUGAAGAAAGAUGCUGAUGUUGAGGAUUAUGAUAUGCUUAUUUCAGCUGGAAUGUUUGCUUGAGGAGUGAAGACAUUUUUGAACUAAAAUGCUCUGCUUAUGAACUGAGGACCUGUCGACCUGAUGUCAUAUUCUGGCUCAUCCAGGACUUUAGGUAGACGCUCUGUUACUGAGCAUUACUGCAUCAGCACAUCAUCAAGGACUAUUGAUUUCAUUUUGUUCAAGGGUGUUUAGUUAUGUGUGAUCCAACUCGCCUGUACAGCGGUUCCCGGUUGUCGGUUACCAUGGAACAGCCAAAGAAAGAGAACCAAGGAAUUCUCCAUCGCAUUUUUCCAGUCUGUUUUCCCACCGCUUUGACUAGGUCCUUCUCUUUCUUCCUCCGCGGCUAGGUUUUCUUCGAGGAAUGGAUUCGUUUCCAGAUAUGGGGACCCAAAAUUUGGGCGAGUUCGUCGUCUCAGGAGGUCCUUUAUUGGAGAUCCAUGGGCCCCCUUGAUUUUCUCAGGUUCUUGAAAGCUAGAUGCCUCUUUGACCUGUCUUUGCGUUAUAAUUCUGCCUGAAUUUCGUCAAUUUUGCUUCAAUGCGUGCGUGGUUGACCUCAAGUGCCUCUGUUCUUGAUCCGCUCCAUGGGUAUCCAUCAUGGAUGCAUAUGAAUCCUGAGCCCGACGCGAAGUGGGAGACGUGCCUACCCUCCGGCAUAGUUUUAAAAACCGGACCGGUAGCCGAACUGGCGAGGCUAUCGGUUUAGGUUUUUACCGGUCAGACCAUUGGUUCAUCAGUUCAUUGUCUGGUUUUUUAAGAUGCAGAGUAGUAUAUUUUUAUUUAUAAAUAUUGCAGUAAGUAAAUAAUCAUGUAUGCAAAUAUAUUUUGGACUUGCAAUUUGGCAUAAUAAUCCACAAAGUAGUAAACAACUGACAAACUUUGCCAUGUCUAAGACAGCCAAGCACCUAGCACACACGCUCAUAUAUUUCAUUUUUUCGCAUUCAGCAAAAGCUGAAAGGCAGCAAAUCCAGCGUAUAGUAAGUAGUAACAUUGUAACACGCACGGAUGCCAUGCAGCGGAAAAGAUCAAAGCCCCUAUCGUGUGAGCUGCAUAUAAAAGACACGUUUGUCUUCUUCAAUCGUCAAACAAUCAUAGCGCAAUUGGUUCUGGCAGUGUUUAGGUCAAUUGGAGGUUGCAUGAUCGAUUCCCCACCUUGGGCAAUUAAUUUUUCUUGCAAAGAAAUGCUUCCACCGGGUUGGACCGGUGGUUCAAUAGUCCCGGUUUCUUUCAAAAACCGCCGGUUGAGCCGCGGUUCGUCCGGUUUUCACCGGGUCAGGUGCGCGAGCGGUCUACUGCGCCUAAAAGACCAAUGGAGGCCCUGCUUCUGGUUUUUUCCGGUUCAACCGGCGGUCCGGUCCGGUUUUUAAAACUAUGCCCUCCGGCGAAGGUGAUGUUGCCCCGUCCCGCUUCCGGGCUUCGGCAUCAAGCUCACCUGGUUGUGCUCACCCACAACGCCAUGGAAGAAUAUCUCCGCGCCCAAUGUUUUCUUUGUCGGUCGCGCUGUCGUGGCUUCCUCAGUAGAGGUAGAGGGGGUGGCUGACAUUGGCUGCGCCGGCAGCAAAUUGGAGAAAAAGGUUUCAUCUUCGUCCAGUGGGCUCCCGCUCUCGGGCAUGUCGAGGUAGGUCCCUGGAUACAGCGGGAGGUUCAGGACUUCCGUCUCGCGGGACAACACUGGACGGCCGGCGCGCUGUAAGUGUGGAGAACACCUUUGAGAGGUGACCGCCAAUGUCAGCAGGGCUGUUGAACAAUCUCGAGAAGCAGAGAGAAUCACGCGUCAAGUUUUCUUCAGUGGAGUAGAUGCAAGUUUGCUAUCUGUCGGAAGACACCAGUGUGAGCCUUUAUAUAAAUCGUUGGUGUGCAAGGUCUUCUGUUGCACGCUGAGAUCGGUAGUCGGGAUACAACGGCAGGUUGUCGUUGACUAAGGCUGGAAGGUCUGCUGUUGCGCGUCGAGAUCGGCAGUCGGGCUACAGCGUUAGGUAGUCGUCGACUACGGCCUGGAGGAUGAUGUGCUGCCUCCUCUAGAAUACCGCUUCAGAAGGAUGGUAGAGAACGAUGAGGAGAUAUGGAGGAUCAAACUUACACCUAAAGCCAGGAGGUCCAUAUAGAGAUAUGUUGUUAACGGUGGAGGUGGAUCAUGGCUGAUAACCCAUGCCUCAUGGUCUCCAAGUGGCAAUGGCUGCUGCAUAGAUGAACGGAAAUCUGAAGAAGUGAAGAUUGACAGAGCCAGAAAAAAAUAAUUUAUACUUUCUGAUGUACCAGUAGCAUCAUGAAGCAGCACACAAACCCCGGCAGACCCAGAAAAAUUCUGCAGUACUCUCUCUGCAAGAAAUGCCAAAUGCACAGAAGAUAGCAAAGAUUGAGGAGCCGCGCCGGCCAGAGAUAUCAUGGAGACUACAGCCUUGGAUGUAGAAGUAAAUGAAGAUUACAGGGAUGUCAGCUGCACAAUUGGAAAAAAGAAGAGGAAGGCCAAGGCAUCAGCCGGCCAGAGAUAUCAUGGAGACAGCAGGCUCAGAUGUAGAAGGCUUGCUCCAAUCCUGGCUCCACCACUGUGCAUCACCAUCAUCAGCCCUGGGCUACAAGGCGCAUCAUCAUCCCCAAUAUCGGGCGAUCCAUGCCUGGUCACAUCGGG
Molecule: messenger RNA, 5472 nt
Organism: Lolium rigidum
Lineage: Eukaryota; Viridiplantae; Streptophyta; Magnoliopsida; Poales; Poaceae
Product: pentatricopeptide repeat-containing protein At3g09040, mitochondrial-like
Exons: 12
Coding region: 177-2867 (896 amino acids)
Biological process (GO): RNA modification
Molecular function (GO): protein binding; RNA binding
Source: RefSeq, a predicted model, not a curated record